Hansenula ciferrii is the source of this 393-nucleotide messenger RNA. RefSeq lists its product as uncharacterized. The record is from RefSeq and is a predicted model, not a curated record. Bases 1 to 393 code for a protein of 130 amino acids. The transcript is spliced from 2 exons. Lineage: Eukaryota; Fungi; Ascomycota; Saccharomycetes; Phaffomycetales; Wickerhamomycetaceae.
AUGGUUGUUUUUGGUGUAGUUGGUGGUGGUGAUUUUGUGCUGAGAGUGAGAAAAUCAAUUGUAUGGAUCGAAGACACUGGGACUGUACCAUUUGGACAAUUGAAAGACAAGUUGAAUCAUAAUAAGUUGUCCAGAGUAGAGUAUAUACGAAUCUUUGACUUGGAGGGGUGUAUUGAUACAUUGGAAGAAUUACAAAAUCGUGAUGAUUGUGUAUUGAUUCUAAGUAAUUUAGGUGGGAUGUCAAAGAAUCAAAGUGAGAAUGAUGAAUUGGAAGGGAAUUAUCUUGUUAAUGAAGUGAUGAUGAAGUUGAGAAGGAGAACAAGUGAUUGUUAUAUUGUAUUCCAAUCAUCUGGUAUGUUGGAAUACUUUGUAGAUGAAAUAGUGAAUGUAUGA